AUGUCUUACUUUCCUAAUAAUACACUUGCAGCUGCUCCUACAGACUGGCGGCUUCUUCUUAGCGAGGAAGACAGAAAAGUUAAUGUUGGUAGGCUUUUUAAGGGCUUAGAAUUGCUUAAUCAGAGUAGCGUGGAUGCUACACAGAGAUUUCAAUUGUCUAAAAAAUGGGAAAAUGAAGCCUAUAAUACUGCAAAUACCAGAGACGAUUAUAAUACUACCAUAGGAAUAAAGUUGAGAGAAAUUACGGGUAUAAUACAAAAUUCUGGUUCACAGAAAAUAUCGCGGAAUCUCUCGCAGCAGGCUGCCCAACAGCAACAAGCCGUUCAACAGCAGCAACAGGUCCCUCAACAACUCCACCAAAUGCAAUUAUUACAGUCACCUCAGCAGCAACAACAGCAACAGCAAUUAUUACAAUUAAUUUCACAGCAACAGAUUCCAUUGCAGCAACAGAGUGCGCGUCAACAACAACAGCAACAAAUAUUUCGGAUGUUACAAGCGAACCCUGCACUUCAUCAAAAGCUUAUUCAGCAAGAUAAUAUUCGCAAGAUGCAGUUGCGACAACAAUCACAGCAAUUGCAAAUGUCACAGAAUCCCCAACAAAUUGCAGUUGCGCAAGCGAAUGGUUUUAUGCGCCCUAAUACGCAAAUACAAUCUCAAUCUCCUAAACCUAAUCAACAAGGCGGCACAUUCCGGACAGCUCCCAGUAAUGUAUUAUCCCCGUUUUUGACAAUUUCUCCCGAAGCUCAAAUGUCAGAUGAUAUCGCCAAGAAAGUCAAUGCUUACCUCAGAACUCAUCCACAAGUUCAACAAAACAUGCCGCAGGAUAUGGCUGCAAUGUCGGCCGAAUCUCAAUUCAGAAUCAGGGCUGGUCAGCAGGUUACAACAAACACUAAGUUGUCUCCUAGCCAGAUCAUUCAAUCACCGAUAAAUACAUUAAAAACACAAGUAUCGCCGUCUCAGAAUCCAGGACCUUCCGUACUCAUAAUGCCGCCUAGGAGCGGAGUCGCAAAUAACCAAUCUCCAAAUUUACCCAAUAAUCUUUCAUCUAAAGUCUCACCUGUCAAAAUUCCUCAAAAUAGCCAGGGCAAACAGCUUACAAGUCCGGCGGUUCAACAUGCUAACGUAACAGCCAAAAGCUCCACACCUGUAAGCAUCGGCACGAUUCCGAAUUCAUCCUCGAUUUCAGCUAUGCCAUCGGGAAAUCAAGUUGUGCGCCCUGUAAUGAUGCCGAAUGAUGUCACGGCUGCAACGGUGAUGCUCGUUCCCGGAAUGGCAGCAUCUAACGCUGCACUUUUGGGUCAGGGAAAUGUAUUGUUAAAUGGUCAAAGGACUGGGGUUAUGGUUCGUCCAAACAUCCCUGUCAUGCGUCCUGGCGAUGUUACUAUGAGCAAUGGCGCGUCUUCGACCUCUGGACAAUAUGCGACAUUAACUCCAAAGGAGGAAGCAGAGGCGCUGGCUGUAAUAAAGGAAAUUGAUAAAAAAGCUCAUGAAAAGAAAAUCCAAUACCAUGAGAUCCAUGAUCUCAGCAACGAGGAUAAAUUAAAAAUCAGGGAGAAAUUGCGGGAGUUGGAGCCAAUGUACAAAAAUGUCGAUAAGGUCCUACCAUACUUCUGGCAUUAUACAAAAUCAAGCCCGGGCACAUUUCGAUUGUUGGGAAUGAAAUAUAUGAUAGAAGAUCAGAUUAAUGCUAUGCCGGGAAAAUUUCUUCUAAGCCUAGAUACUGUCGAUCACCUGCAUCAACAUUUCCGCAAAUAUUUCGAUUUCGUUGACAGUCGAAGAAGAGGAAUAGAUGUCAGCGUGAAUUUCAAUACUACAAUACGUCCACCACCUCAGUAUCCUCCAAACAUUGACUUCCCUGGGCCGCGUAUAGGUCCGUCCGAUUUGGUACUUCCAAGUCAGAGGAUGCGCAAUGAACCCAACAAUUCCACUACCGGUAAGAAGCGUCGUCAGUCGUCCACAGAACAGGAGACACAGCAGCAUAACAAGAAGCAAACGACUAAUAAUAAUAAUGUUCAGAGUAAGUCUACUCCCGAUGUAAUGAUUAUCGAUCCGCCAAACACCGCAUUGCCUAAAACCUCAGCAUUGUCUUCCGAUAACCGAAAAAGUCACGGGACUGUAAUUUCGGAUGACAGACCGACAAUAGGAUAUGAACCAUCUCAAGGGAACGCAUUCCAUAAAUCUGAUGCGACUUCAGAAGAAAUACGCAAAAGCGCACAGUGGAUGACGAGCUUACUACGAAAAUAUGUGCGAGGUGGUGUUCCGUCGUCUUUUGCCGGACCGAUGAUCGGAGCGCGCAAGAUUCGUGAUCCAAAACGUCGACUCACAGCUGUCUGGGACAUUUGUAAGGGUAAAAUGAUUUGCGAGCGUGGCGAAGACCUGGAACAGGAUAUCGAUAGAGGCUCUGAUUACGAGGAUUAUGUUCACACUGCUACCCAGAAACAGUCGGAUAAAAAAAACGGACGAAGAACUAGUAAAGAUGAGGAUCAGUCGGCCCAGGACACAAGGAAAGUUCUAACUCCAGGCGAGGUGCACCUCAUUUUCAAAAAGAUUGGCCCUCAAGAUCUUCGCGAUAUGGGAUUGAAUGCCGAAUACGCUAGACCGGACUGGAUGAUUAUAACUAUACUUCCAGUCCCUCCACCGCCCGUACGUCCUAGUAUACUAAUGGAUGGGACAGGUCGGGGAGAAGACGAUUUGACCCAUAAGCUGGCGGAUAUCCUGAAAGCCAAUCAAAACGUGAAACGGUAUGAAGCCGAAGGACACCCUGCUCACGUUGUCAACGAGUUUGAAACCUUAUUACAGUUUCAUUGCGCCACGUAUAUGGACAAUGAAAUGGCAGGCCAACCUCAAGCUCUUCAGAAAUCGGGCAGACCUUUGAAGUCAAUACGAGCGCGUCUCAAGGUUAUUACCGGUGAUCCAAAUAUCUCUGUCGAUGAGGUCGGAGUUCCAAGAAGUAUAGCUCAAAAUUUGACCUUCCCAGAACUGGUUACUCCUUUCAACAUUGACCACCUUCAGAAGUUAGUGGAGAACGGUCCUACCGAGUACCCAGGGGCCAAAUAUGUUAUUAGAGAUACCGGUGAGCGGAUUGACCUUAAACAUAUUUCUGGCAUGAGCGGAGGAUUGCGACUACAGUACGGCUGGAAAGUUGAACGUCAUCUUUACAAUGGGGACAUCGUCAUAUUUAAUCGUCAACCAUCAUUACAUAAGAUGUCGAUGAUGGGCCAUAGGGUUCGCGUGAUGCCCUAUUCAACUUUCCGACUUAAUUUAUCCGUCACAACUCCUUAUAACGCAGAUUUUGAUGGUGAUGAAAUGAACAUGCAUAUUCCACAAUCGGUGGAAACAAAAGCCGAGAUUUCGGAAAUCUGUAUGGUUCCAAAACAAAUUGUGUCCCCCCAAUCAAACAAACCUGUCAUGGGUAUUGUCCAAGAUACCCUAUGUGCCGUUCGGAAAUUCACAAAACGUGAUUGUUUUUUAUCCAAGGAUCUGGUAAUGAACAUUUUAAUGUGGGUUGCAGAUUGGGACGGUCGUCUUCCGAUACCUUGCAUCUUAAAACCAAUUCCCCUAUGGACGGGUAAACAAAUUUUAAGUAUGAUUAUUCCAAAGGGCAUAAAUUCGGACAAUCUCAGGCAUUCGACUCACCCUGAUAAUGAGCGCUCAGAUAUCUCUCCCGGUGACACUAAGGUUUUGAUAGAGGAUGGUGAAUUACUUUGUGGUAUCGUGUGUAAAAAAACUGUUGGCACGUCACAACAAGGUUUAGUGCACGUCAUAAUGCAAGAGUUAGGACCCGAGAAAGCAAAGGACUUUUUGAAUGGAUGUCAGGCAGUAGUUAAUCAAUGGUUGUUACAGAACGGAUUUAGCAUUGGCAUAGGGGAUACUAUCGCUGACAAGGACACGAUGGAGUCGAUAACACAGACGAUCAGUAAUGCAAAGAUUAAUGUAGCGGAAAUUAUUGUUAAGGCGCAGCAAGGCAAUCUAGAAUGUUCACCCGGUAUGACAAUUCGUGAAACAUUCGAGAAUCAAGUAAACAAAGCACUUAAUACCGCUCGCGAUGCUGCCGGUCGAAGUGCCGAGAAAAGUUUAAGGGAAGAUAACAAUGUCAAACAGAUGGUAAUCGCUGGUUCAAAGGGCUCCUUCAUCAACAUAUCGCAAAUGACGGCUUGCGUCGGCCAACAGAACGUGGAAGGAAAGCGCAUUCCUUUUGGAUUCAAAUUCCGCACCUUGCCGCAUUUCACAAAGGAUGAUCAUAGUCCCGAGAGUCGUGGUUUUGUCGAGAAUUCGUAUCUUCGCGGGUUGACACCACAGGAAUUUUUUUUCCACGCAAUGGGUGGUCGAGAAGGUUUAAUCGAUACGGCCGUAAAAACCGCUGAGACCGGUUACAUUCAGCGUCGUCUGGUAAAAGCUUUGGAGGACGUGAUGGUUAAAUACGAUGGGACAGUUCGUAAUUCUCUAGGUGACAUCGUCCAAUUCUGUUAUGGAGAGGAUGGAAUGGACGCGUGUUUUGUUGAACCCCAAAUAUUUGAAUCUUUGACAAUGACCAAUGAGGAAUUUGACAAUAAGUACCUCAUUGAGGUCACCAGGGAGGAUGUGAAGGACAAGGAAAGUGAUAAUGAGCAGAAAGAGGAUGAAGUUGCGGAACCCAAGAAACCAAAGACAGCACAAGACUUGGUCAAGGAAAAGAUUGUUGAGGAGUAUAAUCAAUUGAGUAUUGAUCGUAGAAUGUUACAACAGGAUAUUUUCACGGAAGGCGAUAGUAAAUGGCCGUUACCGGUCAACCUCAAGCGUCUCAUAAAGAAUGCUCAACAAAAAUUCAACAUCAGACUUUCGCGCCGGACGACCAGCGAUCUACAGUUCAUAGAUGUCAUAAAUGGUGUUGAGGAGGUGAUCACUAAAUUGGAGGUGGUCAAAGGCAGUGACCAGAUCAGCAUUGAGGCACAAUCCAAUGCUACCAUGUUAUUCAAAAUUUUGCUGAGAUCGUGGUUGGCGAGUCGGCGGGUAAUCGAGGAAUUUCAUCUUAACUCUCAAGCAUUGAAGUGGGUAUUGGGGGAAGUUGAGGCGAGAUUCCGAAAGGCGCUCGUUUCUCCCGGUGAAAUGGUUGGGACCAUUGCUGCACAAUCUAUCGGAGAACCUGCGACGCAGAUGACUCUGAACACCUUUCACUAUGCUGGUGUGUCCAGUAAAAACGUCACCCUUGGUGUACCUCGUCUUAAGGAAAUUAUCAAUGUCGCUAAAAAUAUUAAGACACCAUCCGUUCACAUCUACUUGGUGGAGGAGUGCGCUAGCGAUAUGAACAGUGCUAAGGAAAUUCAAAGUACAAUCGAAUACACCACAUUAAGAACUGUAACACAACGUACGGAAAUAUGGUAUGAUCCGAAAAUUUAUAGCUCGGAUAUAGAGGCAGACAGGGAAUUCGUGGAGUUAUAUUAUCAGAUGGAAGGUGACGAAAUGUCCAACGGUGGAUACCAAUCCCCUUGGGUUUUGCGAUUUGAACUUAACGAGAUGGCGAUGCUUGAUAAGAAGUUACACAUGGACACUGUUGGAAACAAAAUACAGGAAAAUUUCUCGGCCGACAUACAGGCAAUAUGGAGCGACGACAACGCUGAAAACAAAGUCAUACGUUGUCGCAUUAAGAUUGAAUCCAGCAAGGACCAAACCGACGAAGUUGGAAAUAGAAUCGAAGAGGACGUAUUUCUGAAACGCGUUGAAAAUAAUAUGCUUUCAAAUAUCGGUCUUAGUGGUAUCAAGAAUAUAAAACGUGUAUACUUAACCGACAGUCAGAAAACGCGUAUUUCCGUUGAUGAGUCUGGAAAAAUUAUUAAGGGGAAUGAGUGGAUACUUGAGACCGAUGGUACGAACCUGUUGGAAGUGCUUAACGUGGACAAUGUAGAUCACAGGCGUACCUAUUCCAACAAUUGCGUUGAAAUUAUGGAAGUACUAGGAAUUGAGGCGACGAGAGCUGCUCUGUUGAAGGAACUUCGUGGCGUGAUAGAGUUCGACGGUUCCUACGUUAAUUAUCGUCAUUUAGCACUUUUGUGUGAUGUGAUGACGUCUCGUGGUCACCUGAUGGCCAUCACCCGACACGGAAUUAAUCGCGCAGAGACCGGUGCAUUAAUGAGAUGCUCUUUCGAAGAGACGGUUGAAAUUCUUAUGGAAGCAGCGGCUGCCGGAGAGACCGAUGAUUGUAAAGGUGUGGCGGAAAAUAUAAUGCUCGGUCAAGUUGCACCGUUGGGUACCGGCGAAUUUGACAUAUAUCUUGAUCAAGAGAUGCUUAAAACCACCGCACCUCCUAUAGAAGGACAAAAUAAGGCGAUGAUUUUUGAAACUCGUCGUACAUUGGGGAGCAUGACUCCUUCGCACGUACCAAUGACACCAUUUACGAUUGGAAGUCACACUCCCGCGUACAUGAUGUCUCCUUCAUACGGAAGCAAGUCUCCUCAAUAUUAUGCGCCUACCUCUCCCGCAUUUUCACCGGUGCUCGAACCCACAGGAUCGAAAGCAAUCACGGUCGGACAAAAUUAUCCUUGGUCAAGUCCUUACAACUCGAGCAGCCCCGCUUACGGCCCAUCUUCACCUCAGUAUUCCCCAAGCUCACCUUCCGCGGCACCUUUCGCACAUUCUCCGGCCCCCGCUUUCACACCCCAGAGUCCCGCCUAUAGUCCCACAAGCCCAUCCUAUUCCCCGACAAGUCCACAGGCGAGUUAUGGCAUUGGUAGCAGCAUGGCCAGUGCAACUCCUUCUAACUAUAGGCAGGCGACCAGUCCUACUUAUUCUCCAACCAGUCCUUCGUACUCCCCAAAUUCUCCGAGCUAUUCGCCCACAUCUCCGAGCUAUACACCGACAUCCCCGAAUUAUACGCCGACAUCCCCCAAGUAUUCACCCACUUCGCCCAAUUACUCACCGACAUCGCCGAGUUACUCGCCGACAUCACCCAACUACACACCGACAUCGCCAAGAUAUUCUCCUACGGCCACAGCUCAACACUACUCGCCUACGUCUCCAAUUUAUUCACCCAC
Messenger RNA from Acaulospora colombiana, 7007 nucleotides. The record is from the annotation of a GenBank genome assembly. NCBI's taxonomy places the organism in Eukaryota, Fungi, Glomeromycota, Glomeromycetes, Diversisporales, Acaulosporaceae.